GGUCUGCCCCACGGGUAAACUUAAGCAGAGGUUACCUGCAGGAAACUGUACACUAGAAUUCCCUGUGACCAUGAAGCUUUGGAGUGGAGAACUGUGGCUAAGCUACGAGCUUGCGCUUCGCCCCUUGACUUUAGUUUUCUGGGGCAUUCUUGGGGCCAGGGCGUUGGACAAUGGCUUGGCAAGGACUCCUACUAUGGGCUGGCUGCACUGGGAGCGUUUCGUGUGCAACCUUGACUGCCAGGAAGAGCCUGACUCCUGCAUCAGUGAGCAGCUCUUCAUGCAGAUGGCAGAGCUCAUGGUCUCCGAUGGCUGGAAGGAUGCAGGUUAUGAAUACCUCUGCAUAGAUGACUGUUGGAUGGCUCCUGAAAGGGAUUCACAAGGCCGACUUCAGGCAGACCCCAAGCGCUUUCCUGGUGGCAUCCGCCACCUAGCUAAUUAUGUCCACAGCAAAGGACUAAAGCUAGGCAUUUAUGCAGAUGUUGGAAAUAAAACCUGUGCAGGCUUCCCUGGGAGUUUUGGAUACUAUGAUAUUGAUGCCCAGACCUUUGCUGACUGGGGUGUAGAUCUGCUAAAAUUUGAUGGCUGUUACUGUGACAGUGUGAAAAGUUUGGUAAAUGGUUAUAAGUACAUGUCCUUGGCCCUGAACAGAACUGGCAGAAGCAUUGUAUACUCCUGUGAGUGGCCUCUUUAUUUGAGGCCUUUUCAUAAGCCCAAUUACACAGAUAUACAACAGUACUGCAAUCACUGGAGAAAUUUUGAUGAUGUUUAUGAUUCCUGGGGAAGCAUAAAGAAUAUCUUGUCCUGGACAACAACUAACCAAAAGGAAAUUGUUGAUGUCGCUGGACCAGGGGGUUGGAAUGACCCAGAUAUGUUAGUGAUUGGCAACUUUGGGCUCAGCUGGGAUCAGCAAGUGACACAGAUGGCCCUCUGGGCUAUCAUGGCAGCUCCUCUGCUCAUGUCCAAUGAUCUCCGACAAAUCAGCCCUCAAGCCAAAGCUCUGCUUCAGGAUAAGGAUGUAAUCGCCAUCAACCAAGACCCCUUGGGCAAGCAGGGAUACUAUCUUAGAACUGAAAACAGCAUUGAAGUUUGGGAACGACCUCUCUCAAACUUAUCCUGGGCUGUAGCUGUGAGAAACCUGAAAGAAAUUGGUGGACCCUGUUCUUAUACCAUCAAAGUUGCCUCCCUGGGCCUAGGAGUAGCCUGCAAUCCUGGCUGCUUUGUCACACAGCUCCUCCCCCAGAAAAUCAAGCUUGGCUUCCACGAAUGGACUUCAACCUUAAAAACUCAAAUAAAUCCCUCAGGGACUGUUUUGCUUCGGCUAGAACAAGCCUGAAUAUCUAAAAGCAAAAGUGGGCUGGACAUGGUGGUACACACAUUUAACCCCAGCAGUCCGGAAGCAGGAACAAGAAAAACAAAACAAACAAAACAAAACUCUAUUUCCUUAAAGUUUCCCAAAGUCAGAACUUUAAAAACCUACUUCUAGAGGUAAGUUUUUGUAAAGGCUUUUGAAACUAGUUGACCAUUUCUGUGCCAGACACUGUAAAAGAUGCUUCAGGUGUACUGGCUCAUUUUAGAGCCAAGCUGUCAACCAUACACAGCCUAGUGAGGUGCUUCGGUGGCUUGCUUACAGCCUUAGUCCAUAGGGAAAAUGAAACCAGCUUCCUCAAAGGAUCCAACAAAUACCAGGUGGGAAGAAAUUUGACAAUCUCAGAUGCUUUGGUUGCCUGUCACCUAGAGCUAACAAAUGCAGAGGAGCUUACUUUCACCAAGGGUAACUGGAUAAAUCAUGACCUAAGAUGCCAAAGAACCUCCCUACAUUAGAUGAACUGUCCUGUUUGGGGCUCUACAGUGGAAACAGUGAUCUUCAAACUGGGGUAUUCAGGCAUAGCUAAUUUCAAGCAACAUUCUGGUUUCCCACUUUUUCUACAACUGAUUGUGAGAACAAGCUGGUAGUCAAGGCUUCAAAGUUCCUUUACCAUCCUCAUUUAUACUCCCCUUCUCACCGAGUGUGGUGACCCAUACAUAUAAUCCCAGCAUUCAGCAGGACUGCAGAGUUUGAGAGACCAGUUUGGGAUAUAUAGCAAAAGCCUACGUCAAAAAAAUUUUUAAAGUUCAUGAGGAAAAAGUACACGCCCAAUAUCCUGAAUGUACACAGAACAGUACAAAAAGGCCGAUUACAAACUGAAGGAGGAUGGGUAAUUUUCAGAGAAAUUGGAAGAUUCAAGUUGAUCAAUAAAGAAGUAAAUUGUUGGGGAUGGAUUCGGUGAGAGAAGAGGAUAAUGGGGAAGUGAUCAAAGUAUAUAAACAUAAAGUUGUAAACAUUUUUUAAAAUAGGAACUAGAUGUGUAUCAAUUUCUAGCAUUCAGGAUGUUGAGACAGGACUGAGUUCAAGGCCAGCCAGCCUGAGCUAGAUUACAAGUAAAAUUUCGGGGCUGGACAGAUGGGUCAGUGGCUGUUCCUACAAAUGACCUGAGUUUAGUUCCCAGCACCCACAUGCCUGCUAACAAGCCUGUGACUCAAGUUUCAGGGAUCCAAAGCCCUCCUUUGGCUUCCAAUGAUAUUGCAUGCAUGGGCAUAUAUGUAUGUG
Molecule: messenger RNA, 2587 nt
Organism: Nannospalax galili (Upper Galilee mountains blind mole rat)
Lineage: Eukaryota; Metazoa; Chordata; Mammalia; Rodentia; Spalacidae
Gene: Gla
Product: galactosidase alpha
Exons: 7
Coding region: 71-1333 (420 amino acids)
Biological process (GO): glycosylceramide catabolic process; oligosaccharide metabolic process; glycoside catabolic process
Cellular component (GO): cytoplasm
Molecular function (GO): alpha-galactosidase activity
Source: RefSeq, a predicted model, not a curated record